Neoarthrinium moseri is the source of this 624-nucleotide messenger RNA. RefSeq lists its product as uncharacterized. The coding region runs from base 1 to 624 and encodes 207 amino acids. Gene Ontology annotation, biological process: RNA processing. Gene Ontology annotation, cellular component: nuclear exosome (RNase complex); cytoplasm. The record is from RefSeq and is a predicted model, not a curated record. Lineage: Eukaryota; Fungi; Ascomycota; Sordariomycetes; Amphisphaeriales; Apiosporaceae. Gene Ontology annotation, molecular function: RNA binding. The transcript has 2 exons.
AUGGCGCACACAAUCGCCGUUCCCGGCCAGCUGCUGGGUCCUGCGGACCAGUACGUCGCCGGCGCCGGCACGCACAUCCACGAGUCCAACCUGUACUCGUCGCUGCUGGGCACCGUCGCCGUCGUCCAGCCCGAGAAGGCCCCCGGCCCCGCCAAGCGCCUCACCAAGAUCUCUGCGCUGCAGACGCCCGCCACCCUGCCCACCAUCUCCGUCUCCCGGACGGGCAUCUCGGAGAGGCGCGAGGUCCUGCCCGAGGUCGGCAACACGGUCCUGUGCCGCGUCACCAGGAUCCAGCCGCGCCAGGCCACCGUCGCCAUCCUGGUCGUCGGCGAGACGGUGCUCGAGGCCGAGUGGCAGGGCGUCAUCCGCGUCCAGGACGUCCGCGCCACCGAGAAGGACAGGGUCAAGAUCUACGAGAGCUUCCGGCCGGGAGACAUUGUGCGGGCACACGUGAUAUCGCUGGGCGACCAGGCCAACUACUAUCUCUCGACGGCGAGCAACGAGCUGGGCGUCAUCAUGGCCAUGAGCGAGGCCGGGAAUGUCAUGUACCCGGUGAGCUGGAAGGAGUACAGAGAUGCAGAGACGGGCCUCAGCGAGAGCCGCAAGGUCGCGAAGCCUUUCUGA